ACUGCAGGUGAGUUUUGGACCGCUGCGGGUUACUUCAGGGGGCUGGGCCUCUCGGGGACAGGGCGACCCCGUCCAAGUUCCAGGCCAGCGGGGCCCUGGCCUUGCCAGGGGCGCCCAAAGCUGCAGCCAGAAAAAGAUGACCACUUCUUAGCUGCGGUGAAUUAAGGUACCAGCGCCGACAGACCCCGAGGAGAGGAGCUCCUGAGGAGAGGAGCAGAGUCUGCUGGAUGUGGAGGGAGAGACACUCUGCGGGUGAUGUCAUGGAGGCGCAACCCUGAUGGCUGGCAUCGACAGGCACUGACUGUACUUUGCCAGAGGCUUCCACUCUCUGCAGCCCUACGGCAGCCAUCACCUCUCAGAGGAGAAUGCAAAAGCUGGCCACUUCCUGGGGGCGUUGCUUUACCCAGAGGUGAGCCCAGGCCCAGAAUGGGAGACUCCAGAGAUCUUUGCCCUCACCUUGACUCAAUAGGGGAAGUGACUAAAGAGGACUUGCUGCUCAAAUCUAAGGGAACCUGUCAGUCCUGUGGUGUUACUGGACCGAACCUGUGGGCCUGUCUCCAGGUCACCUGCCCCUAUGUUGGCUGUGGAGAAUCCUUUGCUGACCACAGCACUAUUCAUGCACAGGCAAAAAAGCACAACCUGACAGUGAACCUGACCACUUUCCGUGUGUGGUGUUAUGCCUGUGAGAAGGAAGUGUUCCUGGAGCAACGGCUGGCAGCUCACCCACCAAGCCCCUCACCCAAAUACUCAGAGAAGGAUUCUCCACCACCUUCUCACCCUCUGAAAGCUGUCCCUAUUGCCGUGGCCGACGAGGGAGAGUCUGAGUCGGAAGAUGAUGACCUGAAACCUCGAGGCCUCACGGGCAUGAAAAACCUUGGGAACUCCUGCUACAUGAAUGCUGCCCUGCAGGCCCUGUCCAAUUGCCCUCCACUAACCCAAUUCUUCCUGGAGUGUGGAGGCCUGGUGCGCACAGACAAGAAGCCAGCCCUGUGCAAAAGUUACCAGAAGCUGGUCUCUGAGGUCUGGCACAAAAAACGCCCAAGCUACGUGGUUCCCACCAGCCUGUCUCAUGGGAUCAAGUUGGUCAACCCGAUGUUCCGAGGCUAUGCUCAGCAGGACACCCAGGAGUUCCUGCGCUGCCUUAUGGACCAGCUGCAUGAGGAGCUCAAGGAGCCAGAGGUGGCAGCAACGGCAGCAGCAGUAACAGAGGCUCGGGACUCAGACUUGAGUGACACGGAUGAGAAGCGGGAGGGUGACCGGAGCCCAUCAGAGGAUGAGUUCCUAUCCUGUGACUCAAGCAGCGACCGCGGUGAGGGUGAUGGGCAGGGUCGUGGUGGGGGCGGCUCUCAGGCUGAGACAGAGCUGCUGAUCCCAGAAGAGGCGGGUCGUGCCAUCUCCGAGAAAGAGCGGAUGAAGGACCGCAAGUUCUCCUGGGGCCAGCAGCGUACAAACUCCGAGCAGGUAGAUGAGGAUGCUGAUGUGGACACCGCCAUGGCCGCCCUUGACAACCAGCCCACAGAAGCUCUGCCACCAUCACCGCGUUCAACCAGCCCCUGCCGGACACCAGAACCGGACAAUGACGCCCACAUGCGCAGCUCCUCUCGCUCCUGCAGCCCAGUCCAGCAUCAUGAGGGCCACGUUAAGCUGUCCAGCAGCCCUCCUCGUGCAAGCCCUGUGAGGAUGGGGCCAUCAUAUGUGCUCAAGAAAGCCCAGGUACUGACUGCAGGCAGCCGGAGGCGGAAGGAGCAGCGCUACCGCAGCGUCAUCUCGGACAUCUUUGAUGGCUCCAUUCUCAGCCUUGUGCAGUGUCUCACCUGUGACCGGGUAUCCACCACAGUGGAGACAUUCCAGGACUUGUCGCUGCCCAUUCCUGGCAAGGAGGACCUGGCUAAGCUCCACUCAUCAAUCUAUCAGAAUGUGCCGGCCAAGCCGGGCGCCUGUGGGGACAGCUAUGCCACCCAAGGCUGGCUUGCCUUCAUUGUCGAGUAUAUUCGACGGUUAGUGAUAUCCUGUACCCCUAGGUGGUUUUGGGGGCCUGUUGUCACCCUAGAAGACUGCCUUGCUGCCUUUUUUGCUGCUGAUGAGCUGAAGGGUGACAACAUGUAUAGCUGUGAACGGUGUAAAAAGUUGCGGAAUGGGGUGAAGUACUGUAAAGUUCUCCGGCUGCCCGAGAUCCUAUGUAUUCACCUGAAGCGCUUUCGGCACGAGGUGAUGUACUCAUUCAAAAUCAGCAGCCACGUCUCCUUCCCACUGGAGGGACUCGACCUGCGCCCCUUCCUUGCCAAGGAUUGUAUGUCCCAGAUCACCACCUACGACCUCCUCUCAGUCAUCUGCCACCACGGCACAGCAGGCAGUGGGCACUAUAUUGCCUACUGCCAAAACGUGAUUAAUGGCCAGUGGUAUGAGUUUGAUGACCAGUACGUCACUGAGGUCCAUGAGACGGUGGUGCAGAACUCCGAGGCCUAUGUCCUUUUCUACAGGAAGAGCAGUGAGGAGGCAGUACGGGAGCGGCAGCUGGUGGUGUCGCUGGCUGCCAUGCGGGAGCCCAGCCUGCUGCGCUUCUACGUGUCCCGUGAAUGGCUCAACAAAUUCAACACCUUCACUGAGCCGGGACCCAUCACCAACCAUACCUUUCUCUGCUCCCAUGGAGGCAUCCCGCCCAACAAAUACCACUACAUCGAUGACCUGGUGGUGAUCCUACCCCAGAAUGUCUGGGAGCACCUCUAUAACAGGUUCGGGGGUGGCCCUGCUGUGAACCAUCUGUACGUGUGCUCCAUCUGCCAGGUGGAGAUAGAGGCUCUAGCCAAGCGCAGAAGGAUCGAGAUCGACACCUUCAUAAAGCUGAACAAGGCAUUCCAGGCCGAGGAGUCGCCAAGCAUCAUCUACUGCAUCAGCAUGCAGUGGUUCCGGGAGUGGGAGGCCUUUGUCAAGGGGAAGGACAAUGAGCCCCCAGGGCCCAUUGACAACAGCAGGAUCACACAGAUCAAAGGAAGUGGCCACAUCCAGCUGAAGCAGGGAGCUGACUAUGGGCAGAUUUCAGAGGAGACCUGGAUCUACCUGAACAACCUGUAUGGAGGUGGCCCUGAGAUCGCCAUCCGACAAAGUGUGGCCCAGCUUCAGGACACAGAGAGCUUAUAUGGAGAACAAAAAAUUGAAGCUGAGACCCGGGCCAUGUGACCUUGGUGGGCCAAUCUGUAAGUCUCCCUGGCUGGGUCCCUCCAGGGGCUCUGUGGUCCCUUCCUCCCUCUCCAGAGUCCCUCUUUUGUCCCUAGAGUGUCAGAAGAAUGUAUCCCUGAACACACCUUCCCUGAGGCUGCUCAGGAGAACCCUCUGCGUGGGCCCCUGCUCUGCUGAGUGCACUGAGUGUCCCCACAGGCCCCUGCAUUUGCUCCUUAUCCCUGCAGAGGGUGUGCUUAGGUCCCAGAAGAGAGGCUGGCCACUUCAGAAACCCAGAUGUGUAAAGAGGCAGAAAAGUUGUUUUGGUUCACAGUGAGUAAUGCUGCAACUAGGAAAUAUAUUAAUUUCAGACUUGUAAACGACCAAGACUCUGUGGCGUUAUUUUGGGUCUUUGACCUGGCAGUGCACAGAUCAGCCAUUGUCAUUGUUACAUCCCCCAAACCUGCCUUCUCACUAGUGGGGGCCCAGCUUUUGUCCCUGGAGCCCUGGGCCCAUGGCCGCCUGAGAUUUGGGGCCCAACACUGCCUCCCUAUCAGAGGCUGUGGCCUUGGGACAGUGGUUCAGGGAUUAGCUGCUGCUUCACAGGUACUUUCUGUGCACUUGGUCCAGCAUCCCAAAAGAGUCACAACAGUGGUGAGCAGAGGAACUGAAAACGCCAGCAGUGCAGAUGCUCAUGCUUGUCACGGAGCCAGCUCCUCCCAGUGGUCCCACUUCAUCCCCACAUUGCUUCAUUGUAACCAGAAAGGCUCCCUGAAGUCUUGGACUUCUCUUUAAUCCUGCAGACUAAAGACUCGGGACUUGUUCGUGAUUGGGACACAAGGAGAGGGUUGAAUUUCUGUCAAUGGGGGAUGUCUCUGGAAGCAAUUGGUUCCCCUUCAAUUCCCCAUUUUGUCCUGCUGAGCUUGCCCCUUGGAUUGGCUGUAAUUUGCCCCAGAGCUUAGUGGUUCAUCAUUAUGGAAUAUUUGCUGAGCCCCCACAAGGGAACCGGACGAUGAAACAGAAAUACCUCAUGUUAUCAUUUGCCACUAAGGCAGCUUCCCCGGGGAUAAUGGUAGAAGAAACACACUUUCCUUUUCUCCCCAACACUGUUGAGCUGCAUAGAGCCCCACCUCAAGGAUGUGGUAUUAGGGGCAGCUUUCACAAGUAGGUCCCCAGAAGUGUCUCUUCUGGAUGCUGAGGCACUGGGACCUGCUGAGCACAUCAAGUCUGGAGUUGUGUUUCCAGUGGCACUAAAGCCCCAUGAAGAAGGAGCUGGGGAAGGUGCUCACCAUGUCAGGGUCAAAGCAAAUGGGGAAAGGGUGCUGGGAAGGGUUCUGGGACCAAACUCCCUCCCAAACUCCCGUGGCCUUCAGACUCUGUAGAAGCAGAUGUCAGUGGAAAUUCUAGGAGGCCAGAGCCCCUGAAGCCUCUCGCUUCAUGUUGCUCACUCAGUUAUAUUGCUUUACGUAGAUUCCGUUUCUUCCCGGCUGUGGCAGCUUGUUGAUCAAAGAACAAGCCACUGUUGGAAUUUUUUGAUGUUUGCCAGUGUUUUGAAAGCUGCUGCUGCAGCAAGCAGUGAACCCACUGCAAAGCCUUUGUGGCUGCAUGUUGUAUGUACUGUUUGUGACGUAGAGAUUCCACUGUUCAGAUUGUAAUCUUGCCCCACGUCGGAGUUGUCUAGUUUGUGUUCAGAAUGUCAGAAUAAAUACGUAUUCAUUCCCCACAGCC
Choloepus didactylus (southern two-toed sloth) is the source of this 4884-nucleotide messenger RNA. RefSeq names its product ubiquitin specific peptidase 20 (gene USP20). The coding region runs from base 256 to 3177 and encodes 973 amino acids. The record is from RefSeq and is a predicted model, not a curated record. NCBI's taxonomy places the organism in Eukaryota, Metazoa, Chordata, Mammalia, Pilosa, Megalonychidae. Gene Ontology annotation, molecular function: cysteine-type deubiquitinase activity; zinc ion binding. Gene Ontology annotation, biological process: protein deubiquitination. The transcript has 27 exons.